ACACAACUUGUAAAAAUGACACGGUAUUUUGGUUAAAAUUAUUGUUCUCUCUUUUUUCUCUACUUUUAUCAAAUACAUUCAUGAGCUUCAAAAAACACAAUUCUUAUGGAGCAGCAAGUCAUCACAACAGAAAUGGACAAAGAGGUUCCAACAGAGAAAGACAUCAAAGACAGAGACCGAGUUAUGAACAAGAUUCCAUUGACUCACGAGCAAUUCAAAUACUACGACGUAUUCUAAAUGAUGACGACGAUAUCAAUUUUACACACAGAAUCAACAAUACAACUCAACUCGUAAAACUAUUGGAAGAAUCCCGUAAUGCUUCGACUGUAAACACACUUCAAUUUCGUCAAGAACAAAUGAAAUUGCUGGAUAUAUGUAUUCACGAUGAAAGAUUGAGACGUAUGAUUGAAAUGCCUAAAGCUCCUUCUUCAAUGAAGCAAAUGCUCGUGAAAGUUGUAUCUGGUUUAGCUUGUUAUACCCGUUUAGAUCUUGCUCUAAGUUGGAUCUUUGACAGAUUAAGUGUCUGGCCCGACUUGGAUAGAUCUUUAGCUGAUAUCAAAAAAGACCAUGAAUGGAAGAAAUGGUUACUUUGCCUAUUGAAUCAAGUCCUCUUAGAUUCAGCAGCAGACCAAUACACAUAUCGCCAAACAAUGGAAAUGUCACCGACUAUACUAGAAGGAGUCUUGUCCUUUCUGGAUUCAAUGGAAUCAUUUGAAUAUCUACCGACCAUCAUUGAUAUAUUGAUCGUAUUUUCCAAUCAAUACCCUGACUUAUUUGCUCAGCGCUUUACUGAUAUAGUGGACUUGUUAGUAGGAUGGAAUAUGGAUGCAUCAGUACCUGAUUCAAAAAAGUCAAUUAUUAUAUCCAGCUUUAGCAAGUUUGAUCGCUUUUGGAUGAAUGAUUUAGCUUUUGUCAUGGAGCUUCUCAAUCAUUUAUUAACAGAUGUCGAAAGCGCCAUAGGUGAUUUACGAUCACUUUAUAGAAAAGACAUGAAAGAAUAUAGGCAAAGAUGGGAUAGCUGUAUGAACAUAUUCAGUUGCUAUUAUAAUGUCCUGAAAGCUGUCAUCCUAUGCGCUUCAUCAUAUCAAGUUUACAGUGACAAAAACAUAAUAGAAUCACCGCUUGAUCUUUUACUUCCAAAGACGCUGCAUGUUGUUACAGACGCAUUAUCUUUGUUACCGGAUAUCCAUUGGAUUGAAAUGUCUAGAAACAUUCUUUUACUGUUUAUAUCAUCCAAUCCUAUAAAGUAUCGUCGAUAUCAAUAUCAAAUAUAUUUAUAUCUUGGGGAACAAACCGAGUUGGAAUCUUCAGCUGAUCCCUUGAAGUAUAUUGAAGUAUUGAUGAAGUUUUUUGAUUUAUGGAAAUUGGAUAUCGAUAAAGAUAUCCUUCAUAGAAUGCUGGAUGUCAAUAUUUCACCCUUGCUCGCAUUACGACAAAAGUAUCCAGAACACAAGAAAUUGAAAGUACUUGUUCUUGCUUUACUUCGAUCACUGCUUAGAGCAAGAACGUCCGCUGAAUCUAGAGCAAGUAUCAAUCAGAAACUGAUCGAAUAUUUUGAAAAACAAAAGCUGGCAAUGAAAAAACCAUCCAUGUAUGAUGAGAGACUAAAGUCGUUCUCGAGUACAACUGCUUUGCUUGAGCGUAACCAUUAUGACAUUAGUCACAAGAGUGUGGAUGGAGAGAACACUAUACCUGGCAUAAUAGCAGAUAUACAACUCUUUGGUUACCUUUUGUUAGAUAUAGCACGCAUCUGGCCAGAGUAUUCUUUUAAAAACUUGCUAGUUUCAGCAAACAUGCUCUGUAUGGCUUGGGUUUUUGAUCGUUGCGAUGUUUUUGUCUUUAUGCUAAGAAUGCUGUUUGAUUACUGGUCAAGCACACGCUUUAUGCUAAACGAUGAGAAUGCAUUCAAUGCUAUGUGCUGCAUUGUAUCUGAUGCAAUGAACAAUUGGAUCAAACUAACAUUAGAAUCACGUCGGCUAUUGUGCGGUCUUUCUCAAGGCAUAUUGACGACUGUAUGCAACAUGGAGGUUAUUCAAUUUGAUCCAACAAGCCAUUUGAAGCCAAUUAUCUAUGGAUUUAUUUCUGCAGCUAGCAUUGAAAGGAAUAAGGAUGUAAAAGAAAGUAUGCUGAAUGUCAUCACAUAUUACUGUCAACUCUGUGGAUCUGCAGACAUGGUUGAUCCUAUUUUACAUCUCAUACAAAUAAGUAUAAAUGAUCCUUAUUUGAAGAUACAAGAUUCAAGUAAAGACCUAGUCACUUCGCUUAAUCCGUUCUUGAUAUCACAAAUAUCAAAGGUGGAAGACAAUGUUUUAUUAUCCAUUCAGAAUGCCAUCAUGGCCACAUCACACACGGGUACUUUUCGUCCAGUACACUACGAAAUUGUUAUGAAGCACUUAGGAAUGGGAAAACAUUUGCUUGGAAAUAAUGAUACAACUAUUGUGGAUCAAGCAUCUACUACUGAAUGGGCCAGAAGACUGUUGCAUCACUGUGAUACUAUUGGUAACUUAAAAAACACCUUCUUGUUCUCGGAGCUCUGUGAAGACAUGCCAAAGAGUGAAAUAGUUCAUCUGAUGAAUAACCAUGAGACAGUAUUAUACUACUGGGCCAUGUGGGAAUCAGCUAGGUACUGUAUAUUAUCACGUUUACGCACACCUUUUGGAAAUCCUCAACAGACCUUGGCAGCGUUUGAGCGAACGCUGAAUUCACUUAUAACAGAUGCAACAGAACUAGAUUCAAACAAAAGUACCUCCCUACAGUACAUUCUAUUAUUACUUGAUCGAUUGGAGCUUCAAAUAUCUAAUGCUACUGAUGGAUGCGCUACAGGAACCUUACCAGCUGUGCCUCGCCCAAGCCUCGUGUUUUUCAGGACAAACAAAAAGACUUGCAAGGACUAUUUCUCACGUAUUAGGCCCAUGAUGAUCAACGGCGCUAAACUUGUAAGGAACGAACACUUGCUAAUUGUUCACAUAAUUAAGGCUCUAAAAGAAAUGGAAUAUACCAUACCUGCUAAUCCUAUACCUUGGUUCAAGGAAGUGAAUGAAUAUCUGCGUGAUUUAGUAGAAGUUUGUAUUAGGAAAAAAUAUACAGAUAUGAUCAAUGGUCUUCAAUCGUGGUACAAGAAAGUAAUCAGAAAGGCAUGCCAGAUAUCUGGCGAAUUUAAGGAAAAUUGGACAUUUGAAGGAUACAUUGGACCACUGCAAAAAAGGCCCGACAUGGCCAAUAGCUCAACAGUAGGAUCAUGGUUUCAAGUUGCUGCUUAUUUCGCAUAUGGACGCGAUGAACAGGCGAUAAAAUCCUUGUCUCAUCUAAAAGCAAUUGUUGCAACCGACAAUUAUGGAAUUAUAAGGAUGCUUAAUCGCCAGGCUAUUGAUUUCUACACUUGCCUAGAAGAUUAUGACUCUAUCAGUGGCCUACUUGCUUCUGAUCCUAUGGUCGCUGAUGACUAUAUAUGUCAAUCUUUACGUGCCUUUAACUCUGGAGAAAAAAUAGUAAAAGAUCAACAGAAGGUGUUCCAUGACAUGCAGGAAUAUGUGAAAACCGCCCCCCUAGAAACUUGUAUAGAGCUCAGCCGUUUAGACACGUUUAGACAUUGGCUUAUUCCCAAUCUUGAUCAAAAUGAUGAAAUUACUAUGCGAUUGGCUGGCAAAAUGCUUAAUGCUGUCAGAGGUGGUAUAUCCUCAAAUAUUACUAAUUUGAUGGAAUUACAGCUAUUGUACACAAGCUGGGAACACUUAGUGGCUAGCGCAAGGGACUGGUACAAGUUGAAAGCCGAAAAUACAACUUGCCCUGUUUAUGAAACCAAACGCUGGGCUCAUCUUUCUACAUUCUUUGAAAGUUUGUACAACUUGAACGAAGGGGAGCACGCCAAUCCAACUGUUACUCAAUACCUGGGUUCUAUUCAACUGCAUACUGCAAAGAUUGCACGUAAAUACAACAAUAUAUCACUUGCUGAAAAGCUUAUAGAAAAGGCUGCUCAAUUCCCAAGUACAAAAUACAACGCUCUUUAUGAACGAGCCAAGAUUCAGUUUAACCAAUUUGAAUACACACAAGCUAUGGAUACCCUCAACGACAUCUUAUCGCACAUUGUUUCAGCGCCUGAACAUAAGGAGCUGAAAAGCAAGACGUACCGAAAUAUUGCUCGUUAUCUAAAGAGUAGUCCUGAAGAUAAAGUGUCUGGUCUGUUAGGGAAGCUUAAUUCUAACCUUGUGAAGCGUACUGCAACCGAACUGCAGUCUUCUGUAGAGGCAAGUAUCGAUUAUGCUCUUGAAAAAUCAAUUGAAACAGACACUGUUGACGGAAGGCCGUGGUUCGAGUAUGCAACACAUCACUACAAGCAGGGUUGGCGCAUUUUAGAUGAAUUGACCCAUUCAGAAUCUACAAUGACCGUUGUUGUAUGGGCAAAGAAUCAAAUUCAGGCUAAUUUGCAAAGUGCAGAUCAAACAGUAGACGCAAAGCAGACAGAGCAGAUGAUCAUUGAUUUAUUAUUGAAAUACUCUUCAUCUACUGGAAGCAGCAGCAUUUCAUCCAGUCAAUCAUUUAUGAGUAACCUACAUCAGUUAGUUCCAUUCUUAAAACCUGAUAAUGAAGCUGCAAUUGUGUCCACCUUGGAGAAGCUACAAAAGAUAAUAAUUGACAAGUUCCAAGCAUCUGCUCAAGCUUACUUUCGCUAUCUUUCACUGGAUAUACACAUACCACAUCAUGACGAAAUGUCAAAUACUUCCAUGGUCACAACAGCAACCCUUAGACUCUUGCGAAUUCUUUCAAAAUAUGGCACAGCACUACAGUCUGUCUAUCAAGAAUAUAGCGAUACUGUCCGUAUAGACCUUUGGAAACGCGUCACUCCUCAACUCUUUGCCCAACUGAACCACCCUAAUGAGUUUGUACGACAAAUGAUCACAAAGCUCAUUUGCCGUAUAUGUGAUGAGUACCCUCGAGAUGUAAUCUAUGAUGUGAUUGUCAGUUCAAGUUCGUCCAAGACAAACCGUGAUACGAAGCAGAUGUUAAACAAGAUUGCCAAUCGAAUGAUGGAACACAAUGAACUUCUUUGGGUGUCUACUAGUCGUAUGGCAGAGGAGAUUCAAAAGAUGACCAUCUUGGUGGAAGAAGACAUGAUGAAUACGAUCGGAGACCUGCAGUUUGAAGUGAUGCGACAGUUUAAUGAGCUGGACAAGGAGAUUGUCCGAUUGGACAAGUCAGUGCCAGAUGAAGCCAAGAAAGAAAAGACGUUUUUUGAACUGUAUAGUAACCUUAUGAAGCCAAUCAUAUCUACUAUUGAUAGGUUUAUCAAAUCUAUUCAUGGAUUUGAAAUAAGUGAACGAUUAACGCCUCAUCAGCAAUGGUUUGUGAAAACAUACGGAAAAGAUAUACAAGAAGCGUCUACUUUGCUUCAAAAGCCAAAGGGUAUUAAAGAAUAUCGUCAAGGAUGGGAAUGUUUCCAACAGCUACAUCGCUCGCUGAUGGAAGAAACACACAAGGUGCGCAUCCUUGAACUCGCUCAUGUUUCUCCUUACCUGCAUAACUUGAAGAGUACAUCCAUUGGGAUGCCUGGUUAUCAUAACUCUGAUUCCAGCUGUUUUAUCGAAUCAUUUAGUUCUAGCGUUGUCAUUCUUCCCACCAAAACUAAGCCAAAGAAGCUAGACUUUAAGGGAUCCGAUGGCAGAAAGUAUUCUUAUUUAUUCAAGGGCCAUGAAGAUCUUCAUCUUGAUGAACGUAUCAUGCAACUGCUUACUACAACGAAUGGAUUACUAAGUGAAAAUGAAAGAACUGCUUUACGAGGUAUGAGGGCUAGAACAUAUGCUGUUAUCCCAUUAGGCGAUCGAUCAGGUAUGAUUCAAUGGGUAGACGAAGCAACCCCAUUGUAUGCAUUAUUUAAGAAAUGGCAAAAGAGAGAAUCAGCUGCUCACAUCAUGUUGAACAAUGAUAAGCCAAACGAGGCUGUCCUUCAUGCCCUUUCUCUGCGUCCGACUGAAAGUUUUGCUAAUAAGGUUUAUUCAGCACUAAAAGCAGCAGGACUACGCGUUUCCAGUAAUCGAAAGCAUUGGCCAAAGCAUAUCCUGAAGAAAGUAUAUCUCGAAUUACUCAAGGAGACACCCGAAGAUCUGCUAGAGAAAGAAUUUUAUUAUUCAAGUUCAAAUGCUGAAGAAUGGAUCAAUAAGACGACGUCAUUUGCAAGAUCUCUAGCUGUCACUUCCAUGAUUGGUUAUAUCAUUGGCUUGGGUGACAGACAUCUGGACAAUAUGUUGGUUGAUUUUAGAUCAGGUGAAAUGAUCCAUAUCGAUUACAAUGUGUGUUUUGAGAAAGGUCGUCGACUUCGUGUGCCCGAGUUGGUGCCAUACCGCUUAACUCAGAACUUGCAUGCAGCGCUUGGAAUUACCGGCGUUGAUGGACCCUUUAGAACAGCAGCAGAAGAGACCCUCUGUGUGCUUCGAAAGCACAAGGAAGUGCUUAUCACUCUUCUUGACGCAUUUGUAUACGAUCCUUUGGUCGAUUGGGAGUAUGAGGCUGAGGAAGUAGGUCACCGACAGAUGAAAGAGCUACAACGAGGGCUUGGUCUUAUAGCUGCUCAUAUCAACAGACAACAAACUCAACUGGAACAAGAGCAUCAGACAGUCAUACGCAAUAUGACAGCCCUUGAAGAAAGCUUAGACCGAUGGCAUCUGUUUGGUAGUGAAUAUAUGAAUGAAGAAGAAGCUGAUGAGGAAGGAGACGACGAAGAGGAAGAGGACAGUGAUUCAGAAGGUGAUGAUCAUCAGCCAGAAAAUGAUCCUCAUCACUCUGAAAACGAAGCUACGGUGUACAGAGUCCCCACGUAUGUGCUUAACAAAGUAAAUGACCGAAUUCUGUGCGUCAAGUCGGUUGUCAGUAGAUCACGCUCUCCUUUGGAAGGCAUUUUGCCCUUAUUGGAGUCUAUCAUCAUCAUCGAAACAGAUGACGACAAUGAGUUACGACCUGCUCAAAAGGCUGCCAAGAGUGUACUUGAUACGUUGAUAGCAAUGGAAUGUCAGUUAAAGAAGUUGGAUAAGCAAAUUGAUUUAAAUCAAGGUUACGAAUCAGAGUGGACGUAUACUCAAUUAAGCGAUUUUGUAAAACUGAUAAGCAAGCUCUAUGCGGAAUAUGCUUCUUCGUUAAAAAUCCUAGAAGAAUUCGGCCCUGACAAUAAAGCAAGCAGUAAUAUGAGUGUUACUGCAACUACAGAUGAAUUGAAACCGUCUGGUGAAGUAGCUGAUGAAGAAACUGAAUAUGCUGAGGAACAGAAUAAUGGAACGGUUACAUCACAACAGAAUAAACCACUAAAGAAUACACAUGUUGCCAAGAUUAUGAAGAGGAUUAGAUCGAAACUUGAAGGUGUUGAUUUUGGUAUACAACACAAAAUGAGUGUAUCAGAACAGGUAUCCAAGACGAUAGAGCAAGCAACAUCUGUAGAUAAUCUUUGUUUGAUGUAUGAAGGAUGGACAAGUUGGGUCUAGUGUAAUAAUUAGACACGACAAAGAAUAACUCGAGUGAAAACAAAAUGACAAAGUAAAGGA
Messenger RNA from Rhizopus microsporus ATCC 52813, 7526 nucleotides. RefSeq lists its product as uncharacterized. Gene Ontology annotation, molecular function: protein binding; protein serine/threonine kinase activity. Gene Ontology annotation, biological process: phosphorylation; nuclear-transcribed mRNA catabolic process, nonsense-mediated decay. Lineage: Eukaryota; Fungi; Mucoromycota; Mucoromycetes; Mucorales; Rhizopodaceae. Bases 81 to 7466 code for a protein of 2461 amino acids. The transcript is spliced from 21 exons. Gene Ontology annotation, cellular component: nucleus. The record is from RefSeq and is a predicted model, not a curated record.